Messenger RNA from Cavia porcellus (domestic guinea pig), 4177 nucleotides. RefSeq names its product putative spermatogenesis-associated protein 31C2. The transcript is spliced from 6 exons. Bases 62 to 4177 code for a protein of 1371 amino acids. The record is from RefSeq and is a predicted model, not a curated record. NCBI's taxonomy places the organism in Eukaryota, Metazoa, Chordata, Mammalia, Rodentia, Caviidae.
CCUGCUCCCAGACAGAAUUCUCAGGGCUCAGUUGCCUAAGAGCAGCACUGCGAUUCAGACGAUGGAGAAUUUUCUCACUCCUCUGAAAAGCCUUAGCGCCACAUGGCCCAGCUUCACCAUAUUUGCCAUGGACAUGGUCCUCGCAUUUGUGUGUGGACUGGGGCUGUACCUCCUGUUACUGCCCUGGCUCCCGGGUGAACCAUCCUUGCCACCAUCCAGGAGAAAUAGAACCAUCAAAAAGCGUCCAGUGCGGAUAAGGUGGAACAACAGGAGCAGGAAGAGGACAGGCGCACUCAGAGACUGCCAGAUUUAUCAGAAGUUAGACAAUACCCUAAGUUCCCUUCUGAGAAGCUUCCAGAAGCUGCUGCCUGAACAAGAAAGCCCUCAGCAGCCCCCACAUCCACAAUGUCUUCCUGCUGUGUGCACAAGCCCACCUGCCACAGCCCUGCAGCCACAUGGGAAGGAUGUGCACACCACCACUCUGUCUGUGGUAGAGGCUGCCUCCUCCCCUCCUACUCGGCACCUUCUACCUCUGGCCUCCUCUCCAUCGCCAGGCUGGUCCACAAUCUCUUCGGAUCUUGAGUGUUCACCCACAGCCCUUACUGCCUCUCAGUCCCCAGAGCCCCUGCUUCUGCUGGACAGAAUUUCACCCCGGCCACUUUCACACUCCCUCCCCCCAAUGGGUCCCUUCAAGUCUGCCUCAGGCCCCCAACCGUGGUGGGAUACUACAGAGAAGCCAAAUCAGCAGCUCAGUACCCAUCAACCCUCACAUCCCAAGAUCCCAGGGCUCCACUUUGAGCAGAAAUGGAACCAACCGUUCUGGGGUCUGCCCUCUCAGGACAACGAAUCCUUAGUGGCUGCGGCCUGGAUCUCCCCAAACCCUAGUGUUCCCCAGCUUCCCUCCUCCUCAUUUAACAAAACCUCACAUUUUCACCCAAUUCACCGGCAGAACAUGUCCUCACUGCUUCCCCAGGCCCAGGCCCCCUACUGUCUGGAACCCCAAUUGCCACCCCAAUUCCAGCCCCCACUUCUGGGUUAUGCCCUGACUCGGACCCACCCAUGGUCCUCUCCCCCAAUCCUGUUAUCACCUCCUGUGUCCCACAGCAGGGACUGUGGAGCAGCCUGCUCUGCACCCCAUAGCACCCCACAGUCUCAGGUUCCAACUGAAAUUCAACACCCAGGAUGGCCCUUGUCCACAAAACAACUGGAACGUGGGGGAGCUGUGCUCUCAGCAGUCCAAAGUGCUCAGGAGGGCCACAGCCGCCCUACUUCCAGCCUUCACCAAGGCAAGUAUGCUGCUGUCACCCUUCCUGGGACUUUUCUGCUCAGCCCUGAGGUCCAGGCACAGCUGGAGCAGCACAUUCAAAGGCAGACCACUGAACACAGUGGGGACCAGGCCAGCAGGACCCAGGGGUCUGCAGGACUCACUCAGCCUCCAAGUGACUUGACUCUUUCCUGGGAGGCAAAGGACAAGGCUGGGCCCUCCCAUCUGCGCCUGUCUACAGCUGAAAGCAGCCAGGAUGGGCAGAUGAGGUUCCAGCCAAGCACGAACCCGGUCAGGAAUCUGGGGCAUAUUCUAGGCAAUGUCCCAAAAGAUCUGUCUAGGGCCUCAGGGAGCUACCCCGACAAGGAUCAGGGGGUACCCUCUGAGGAGUCAGAGAGAACCCUGAUUGUUACCAGGGAGAGAGACACUGGUAAUGACUCCCCAGGAAGUGCUGACAGGGGGCACAUAGAGGAUGUGCUGAAAGUGCACUUGGGCACAAAGACCAGGCAGAUCCACCAGGGGCUGAUCCCGCUGAGAGUGCGCCUGUCCUGGCUCAGUGUCAACGGUGCCUUUUCCACCUCUGACACCCACGUGGGGACCAGAAAGCCAGCAUCCUCCAGGGCUCAGGAAACCUACAUGAAACCGACCCAGAAGUUUUCUGUCUGCGACCCAAGCUAUCUGCAGGACCUGGAGACGCAGAUCGGCAGGUUUAGGGUGAAGCACAGAUGGGGUCUCCCCCUCAGGCUCCUCAAGGCUGCAAAUCACUUCAAGCCCACAAAGGCGCAGUCCUUAUCCUUGCCACAGUUUUCCCCACCCUCCUCAUCUUCUAGGGAUUCUUGGGUAGACUUGAUCCUUGAGGAUGCGGAGUUCUUGGGGGAAACCCCUGAGGCAUUUCCUGAGGAGGAGGCCAGGGUCAGGGAGUCUGUCUCUCCACUGGGCAGUCCCCUGGUCUCCCCUCUUGCAUCUGAAGAGACCAACUUGGAUCCAACAGGUAUCCCACUGGCUGAUGGUCAGUGGUUAUCAGAGGGCCCCCUGUCUGGACAGGACAGCAAGGGACCCUCAGAGCAACUUACACACAGACUCAGAGGCACAACCCAUGACAGCAAGACUGUCCAAAUGGUCGGCGAGGCUGACCCAACAGUCCCCUUGCUUCCCGGAACAUAUGUUUCCCAAGAUGCAGGAGAGCCAGGUGAUUGGGCAGACAUCACGAGGACAUUUCAGCACACAGAGAUGGAGUCAAUGAACAGUUCUCAAAAGAGUGGCUCGGGGUCCCAAAUUCCAGACAGUUUGGUGUUUGUGGCACCCCAGUCCCAUCACCACAACAGGCCCGAGUCACAGAGGUUAGGUGACCUAAUGGCGCACAGAGGGAGCAGCCUGGGCCAGCAGAAGCCCAGGGACCCGAUGCACCAGUGCUCACAGAAGAGCCACAGCAGGACGUUUGCCCCCACUUUCAAGCAGGAGGUCAGCAGGGGGACUGGCGCAGAGAAACAUGAAGGCAGGCUGGGACGCUUGGCCUCCCAGGAUUGGAGAAAGCAAGGCCCCCUGGAGAGGGAGCACCCUCGGCAUCUCCCACAGAAGCAGCCAGUGCCUUCAGAAGGCCGCUUCCAAAGAAGCCUGAAGAAAUUUCUGCAGUGGUUUUUACCCACGAAAAAAAUGAAAGGGCAGGAAGAUGCCCCCAAAAAAGGCAAGCCUGCAGGGGCCACUGCCCGGAGCUGGAGACUGGCCCCAGGCAGACUGCGUGUGGACCGUGGUACUUAUGAGGCUCAGGUGCUCAUGACCCCAGUUGGGCAGAUGCUAGAAACUAAAAUCAGUUUUCCGUGUGAAGUUCGUGACCUGAAGUUGGAUCAGCACAGACAGGAAGGAGGUCAAGACUCGGUCUCCCAGGCUCCCUGCUCCUUAGAGCACAGAGGAGCAGCAGGAUAUGUUGUAUCCUCCGGGUAUCGCAGCCAUGGUCUCAGGGAGAGGCCCCCCCAGGAGUCCUUGAAAACUGGACAGCAAGGUUGGGGGCAGCAGGGCCAGAGGCUUCCCCACCCCUCAGUGCCCAUCAAGCCUGUGUCCCCUGACAGCCCCGCGCAGCAUGGCCAGCUGGCCUGUGAGCAGCUCUCCGCUGCUCAAUCCAGUCUUGCUCAGUCUGUGCUUUUCUCUCAGGAUAGCACACGAGCAGCCAUAUCCAUCAUAGCUACAACCAUCAUGGUGUCUGCCUUUGAACCAGGCCCCAGCAGUGAGACUACUGUACCCUCGGCUUUCAGCCUGGGAGUGACACCCACUUUUAGCUCUGCAGGACCCCAUGUACGGCUCCCCGCGCGCAGGGCCCAGGGCGCUCCGACCCGGCCACGGGGUGCUGCAGCCCGGCCCCGCAGGCAGGGAGCCGACCGCGCAGCCCCGCACCCCCAACCUCCGCGCCCCUCAAGACAGCGCCUCCCGCAGCGUCCGCGCUACCUGCGCCCUGGAGAACUCCGUCUGGGGGCCGCGCGGAGUGCGCAGGCGCCGGCGGCGGAGCCCGAGUGUCUCUCCACACCGCGCCCUCGCCCCGGAGACCCGCGCCGCUGCUCCGUUUCGCUGUUGGCGGGGCCUGGGUGCAGGGAGGUAGCGCGCAGCCGCCCGAGGCGCGAUCCUCGACGGUCUACACACACCCGAGUUGAGCGCGGCCCCGCGCCCCCUCGCGGUCUGCCCAGCCUAGCGGUCCUGGCCGCGUCUGCAAGGGAGCGGGGCCCCGCACUAAGCGCUGUGCAACGGCCUCCAGCGCGCGCACGCGCCACACACCGCCCUGCGUGCGCCCCCCCCCCCAGCCAAUCGCACCGCCUUCCCAGGCACGUGACACGCACCGACCAAUGGCCGCCCAAGGCGGCCCCUGACGCUGUAAGCGGCUCCCAGAGGUUUCGAAUCUGCGCGGGAGGCCAAGGGAGGCUGUAA